Messenger RNA from Haemonchus placei, 2811 nucleotides. NCBI's taxonomy places the organism in Eukaryota, Metazoa, Nematoda, Chromadorea, Rhabditida, Trichostrongylidae. The record is from the annotation of a GenBank genome assembly.
CCACACCCAGAACACAUGUGCAUUUAUCACCUGUGCAUAUACUACGUCACUACUUUCCUGAAUGAAAGUCGAAUGCGUGGCGCAUCCCUUCGACAUGGUCAGUUAUAUAAAAACACUGACUUAUACAUCGGCUGGCCAAAGGAAUUCCCCGUGUAUGUAGAACACAUGUGCAUUUACUACGUUACUACGGUCCUGAAUGAAAGUCGAAUGCGUGCUAUUCAAGGUUAUGGCAACAUCGUACCAGCCACGUCCUCCGGUCGAAUCGCUUGUGUGGUCUUCGCUUUGUUUGGAGCUCCUUUGGCUAUCAUCACUAUUGGAGAUUUGGGUAAAUUCCUGUCCGAAUGCACCAUAUGGCUGUACAAGGAGAUGAAAAAAGUACGAACUCUCCUUUAUGGACGAUGGAGACGGUUCCGCGGGCUUAACAAGGGUGAGAUACAGCAUGAAGAUGCCGAAUCACAACUAUCGAGUUCAAGAUCAUUAGACUGGGAGGACUUGGUCUUGGACAAAACUGAAGUGCCUGUCAUCAUGGUGUUCACUAUAUUACUGCUCUACAUAGCAUUCGGCGGAGUAUUAUUCUCGUUCCUUGAGGGAUGGACGUACAUGGAUGCCUUUUAUUACUCAUUCAUCUCGCUCACCACCAUAGGAUUCGGUGAUAUUGUUCCUGAAAAUCAUGACUAUAUCGUCCUUAUGCUCGCAUACCUCGGUAUCGGCCUGGCGGUGACCACUAUGUGUAUCGACCUUGUUGGCAUACAGUACAUUCAGAAGAUUCACUAUUUCGGCAGAAAGUUCCGAGGCACCGAUUUGCUGCAUCUCCUGAAGCGAAAGCGAAUGAUCGAACGUCGUUUGGCUAUGGGACAAGGCGAGGAGAUUCUCCAGAUGUAUAUUCAACAAAUGCAGAAUCAACUUUCAUUGUUUAGUUAUCGUCCACCCAGCAUAUAUAGCAACUCAUCUGCGUCAGCAAGAUCCUUAAUGCUCAAACGUCUGUGUGAAUCACGUGGAGAAUCAUGGGACGAGUCGGGUCCGUCCAUUUCUGAACAUUGCUCACUUUCCACUGAACCAUCAGUGCAUAUCAGACAGGCGUACUGGGAUGAUUAUCAGUCACCUGCGUCGUCAGUUUUGUCGUUCGACUACGAGGUGCCUCUGCCGAGCCCGGACUAUCAGAAGAUAGCUCUGUCCGCUCGUCGUUCACGGCGGUUACGCUCGUGUCCAUCGGGGAUCACAGUACCUCCGUCGCAAUCAGUAAGCAAUCGCAGUGUUCCAGUGUCGGCUCGUCACCAACCGCGUUGCUGCACGCCAACCUCCGAUCCGCUUCUGCUGUCUGCCCCGCUGUCGUUUCGUAUCUCUGAGCCGUUCAUGCUCUCAAAACUCGCUGUUCAAUGCGAUUCGCCUCCGCCACCGCACCCGGCUACGAUCGACUUUGAGCCAGCGCCGGUGGUGAAGUCGUUCGCUCCGAACAACGAUGUGCCAGAGUUGGAACUGUUCUACCCUCAGUGUUGCUUGCAUAAUGCUUCUAUGCACGAGCCCUUCGCUGCUAUCCCUCGACUUCAGCUCACUGAAUCUCCACCUUCGACGUCGCGACUUUCGUCACGAUUUCAAUCGACGCUCUUUACGAUCUCCGAGCCUCAAGAAGAAACUCCGAAACCAUUGUUGCAGCGUAAAAAGAAAGAGCGGGAGGAAAAAGUCAACAACCCGUUGCACAACGUCGACUGGUUGAAUGUGAGCCCUCGUGUGAUGCAGCUUGUCAAGGAUGAUCUGCCGAAACUCUUCGAGCAUGUUCGGAGCGACAACUCGUCCCCGGCUUCUAUUGUGCUUGUCAGUCCGCGUACUCCUGUUGGUGUGGCAUGCAUGGAGGACUGGGAUUCCUACAUACGAAUGUUGGAAAGCUACAAUAAACCCUACGAGCGCCCUCCACAAACGGAUAGUUCAUCCGAAGAGGAGAAUGCCAACGGAAUGGAUCUCGACCUCGGUGCUUUCGAACUCGUCGAUUCCGGUAUGACCGCUGAGACAUUGCUCUCUACUGAAGAACCGGUCAUAUAUCACCGAGAUCUCCCAGUUCAUUCUGUCCACCACGACACCGUGCAAACAGAGGCUGCACUGGCGAACCUCAUGUCGGCACCAUCCAGUAUGCUGACGGCCGCAAUUCCUCCAACAAUGGUCGAGGACAACUACUGCUUCGUCGUGGACGGUGAGCGGGUGCGAAUGGGUGAUAUCCUCGGAGAUGAUCAGUGGUGGAGGCAUACGUCACGACCGACAAAAUACUUCUAUUCAGAAGAUUUGAGGCAGUUCCAUCGUGUGAAUUGUAUAGCUGUCAAAGGCAAGGUGAUUGCCGCCAAACUGGCCACUUCCGCACUACAAGUGCAGACGACGGCCACGGGGGUCGCCUCGUCGGCGUCAACGCCACGGUCGUCCGUGAGCGGCGCAUCGGCGCGUUCACACGGGCGCGACAAUAAGGUACCGUUGGCGCACGUCUACAAAGUGAUCCGUUUCUAUUCGUUCUGGAAGACGUGCACGUCCUUCCAUCGCAUCGUCACGAUGAUCGAUAGAGUCACCGACGAUCGUAAUGUGAACCCGGACUUCAAAAAACGUCUCUUCGUACAGUACCUCUGGCGAAAUGCCAAAGCCGUCGAGAAGGCACGUGUGCAGAAGGAAUUCGAUCCGCGACGGCAACCGUGCCUUCUGUGUCAUUAUCUUCUUUUUCUCCGUGACGUACAAACAUCCAAGACAAUAUCCGUAGAAUUGCAAAAGCAGUACCUAAAGCAAAGGCCUCGCCUCGUUAGCUGUUGGGGUUAUUGUUUGUACAGCAGGCACUGA